Messenger RNA from Oryza brachyantha (malo sina), 1139 nucleotides. RefSeq lists its product as uncharacterized. NCBI's taxonomy places the organism in Eukaryota, Viridiplantae, Streptophyta, Magnoliopsida, Poales, Poaceae. The record is from RefSeq and is a predicted model, not a curated record. The transcript has a single exon. The coding region runs from base 36 to 932 and encodes 298 amino acids.
CACAAACGCACGCGCGCUCCGGCGAUCAUUCAUCCAUGGCAACCCUUUUGGAGCUCGCCGUGCUCGGACCCAACAAGCUGCUCAUCUUCUCGGAGGUCGCGGCCGCGCCGCAGCAGCCGGCGGCCGUCACGCUCCGCCUGGUCGUCCAGCGGGCCUACCGCUCCUGCGGCGACGUCGACACCAUGGAGGACGUGUCCUGCCGCGUGCCGCUCCGCGAGCUGGUGGAGGCGGCGGAGGGGGCGUUCGGGGAGCUGGUGGAAGGUCUGGAGGAGAAGCACCCGACGCUGCGGGCGGAGGUCGUCGAGGCGGAGGUCGCCAAGGCGGCGGCGGAGCGCGUGCGGGCGCGGUGCGAGGGGCGCGCGGAGGAGGAGGUCGCCGGCAUCGAGCUCCGGGCGCACGUCGUGUUCGUGGCGGUGGCGCGCGACGUGCCGGCGGGGGAGGAGGAGGAGGACGAGAGCGGGAGCGACAUGGAUUUCAGCGACGUGUGCGGCGGCGACACGGGAGGUGACUGGGGCUGGGGCGACGACGACGCCUUCCUCAGCGAUGACGACGAGGAGGACGGCGGCGGCGGCGGAGCAGCGCAAUUCACGGCGCGCCCGUACCACGGCGCCCUGCUGCGGGAGGGCGGGCCGAGCGACGGCACGCUGCUGCUGUCGGGCUUCGUGACGCGCUCCGACGGCCCUGAGGUGGACGACCAGCUCGAGCUGACGCCGCGGGACAUCUGCCGCCUGGUGCGCAUGGCGCUCAAGGGCGAGGACAUCGAGCGCGACGAGGCCUACCAGCGGGGGAUGGACGCCUGCGCCUCCGCGCCCGUGUCGCCGGAGUCGCUCUCGGCGAUGCUCGACGAGGCGCUGCAAUCCGUGGGCCGUCAGCAGCAGCAGCAGAACGAGCCGCGAGACGGCGUGGUUCGCCGGAUGCGCACCGGGUUCUGACGCCGACGUGUGAUCCAGUGCAGCGUGCAGAAGGGAUGAAGAGCGACGCGCAACGCCAUUGUCCUUUUUUUUUUUCUGUUACUGUUCUGUGUUGUUUCGAACUUUCGAUGCUGUCUCCCACCUCCAUUUUAGCCUAUUCGUUUGAAAGAAUUUGCAAAGGAAAAUUAUAGAAAUAUAAAAUCAUGUAUUGUAUAUUGUAGCAACCUU